AUGGUCAAUGUAGCCGGCCGUUCCAAAGGAUGCUCCAACUGCCGCAAGCGCCGCGUCAAAUGUGACGAGACACAGCCCACCUGUAAAAGAUGUCAAAGGCUGGGUAUCGCUUGCGACGGUCCCAGAACGCUGGUGUUCGUCACGGGAAAAAUUGUCAGGUCCAGGCGGACGCAGCAUUCAUCGAAGACAACGACGGACGUGGCAACGACACCUGAAUGGAAGACAGAGGAUGUCGAGAAAUCGGCUUCGGUAUCUCCGCCAUAUCAAUCUUCACCCCAACAUGUAGGGUUGAGAUUCAACGAAUAUGAAGUCUAUAUAUGUCACCUGCGACAAUACCUCUAUCCUAAUGGCCCCGUUGACCUGGGACUACAACAACUUCGGACUUCGGAUCUUGCGAUUAGUCGAUAUCCAACCAUAGGUGCAGGCGCUAGUCCUCUGUUCAAUCAAGCUGCCUUGACCUUUGCCACGUUACUAUUUGGCGCCCGACACCACCAGGCUCGCAUCCUCGCCAAGGGUUACGACAUGCAUGGUGUCGCGCUUCGGCAGCUGAACGAAGCACUCAGUGUUCCUGGGUGUCAUGAGCGAGACGACAUCAUCAAUGUCAUCACCAUCAUGGCCAUGCUUGAGUUGUGCUUGCCAAGUGGCCCCAGGAACUGGCUAAAACACAUGCUUGGGCUCGAGCAACUCAUAGCACUUCGUGACCCAGGUUCGUGGGCAUAUGCCUCAAAUCAAACGCUGGAGUUGUACAAAGGUGUUCGUCACAUGAUCUUGCUUGCUUCGUUGCGAAAUAGAUCUCCAUCUAUUCUUGCUAGACCGCGAUGGAAGGCCAUGUUGCAAACGCCUCUCUCACUUGAAACAAAAGAGGAAAGGGAUUUGCAUGAUGUAAUGGCAGACUGCACGGUACUGAUUGCUGCGAGCGACGAGGUUGCCAGUACACUCAACUUGCAUGACAACGUACGCUUAAAAAAGAUGGAAAAAAUCCAAAGAAAAGCCGGUGAGCUACUAAUGUUCCUGCAAACCUGGAAGCAGCAAUGGGACAGCGAAAAGGAGAACUCUUGCACCACCGAAGAUGACUUUGAGGCCAUUUGCGCAGGUGGCCCGCAAGCACUGUGGACGGUAUACAAAUUCCGAAAUGAUUCCAUCGCGCGCAUGUUCAUGCUCUACAACACUGCUAUGAUCCAUGUACUUGAGAUCGUCGAAGCAACCGAGGAGUUACAGGCGCAGUCGGGAUUUCUGCGAGCGGAAACUAGCGGUACUCUCCAUCUCAUCCAUGCAGCAGGCAUCGAUAUCGCACGCAGUGUACCGCGUUAUCUGCAGCAAAGGAGAUAUCGCGGUGAUACCGGGUUUACGUCUCCGGUUGUGCAAUGGGCGGUUCUUACGGCUUGGCAAGUACUUGGGCGCGAUGAGUCUGCCGAGGGAAAGUGGAUGGUGGAUGCUUUGCAGGGGUAUAGUGAGUAUGCUAUUGCGAAGGCUGCGUGGGAGGUUUGA
Molecule: messenger RNA, 1488 nt
Organism: Bipolaris oryzae ATCC 44560
Lineage: Eukaryota; Fungi; Ascomycota; Dothideomycetes; Pleosporales; Pleosporaceae
Exons: 2
Coding region: 1-1488 (495 amino acids)
Biological process (GO): regulation of DNA-templated transcription
Molecular function (GO): zinc ion binding; DNA-binding transcription factor activity, RNA polymerase II-specific
Source: RefSeq, a predicted model, not a curated record